AUGCAGAAAUCUCACUGCAACUCCUGCAACACAAUGCGAAUCCUGGACUUAGCUACAGAAUUCCUCCCUAACAAUGGGGAUCUCGAGGAAUCCCUAUUAAAAAUUGUUGACAGCAGCAAUAAACACUACAUCAAGGAUGCUCUUCGGAAGAGGCAGCUCAUGAAAGUCCAAAUGAAAACUAUCCUUGUUGGUUUGGACGAGGAGGGAUUUUAUACAAAAGGGAGUUUAUCCAACGUUGUUUGUAGCCAGUUUGUUCAGUACUUUGCCAGUGGGAACUAUGGAUUUGUAAAGAUAUUAAAUUGGAAUGAUCUGAUUGAUCAGGAGAUUGAAAGCACACGAGAGCUACUGAAGGAGGCCAUCUCUAUUCUCAAUAAGGUUCAUAAUUAAGCUUACUUACAACUAUCAUAAUUAUGUAUGGACCUUAAGAAUUAGGGAGCAUCUUUUCUCUCUUUCUAUUCAUUUUUAUUUUAUUUUUAUUUAUUUUUGUGGUUUUUCUAUAUUUUUUUCUAUUUUCUGUCCCUUUUUUUUAUUUUUGGGAGGAGUGAGGGUGGGGGUGGGGGUGGGGGUGGGCAGGUGGUCCUUAGGGGCUUAGCCUGCAUAGCAGGCACUAGGAAUUAAUGGGCACAAGAAAGAAUGGGACGCGUGAGGGAGACACGUGACAUGCGUCCCGUUCUUUAUUGCGCCCAUUAAUUCCUAGCGCCUGCUCUAUUAUACCUGUAAAGAGCUGAAAAUUGAUAGUGUACUCUAAAAAGCUUUAGACAGGGAGGCUCAGAGCUCCAAGAUCCAACCCCUCACCCUUUUAUACACCAUUUUUGACAGAAAAGGUGCCCCCUUCGUAUUUCAUCUAUAAACAAAUGGUACUCCUUUCACAUGCCUAAUUACAUCCCUGCUGUGAAUACUCUGUCUAGGUUAAAAGUAUGAAUAAAUCACACAACCAGAAUGUUUCUUAAAAAUUCAUCUGUAAGCCCUUUUACAGACCAAAAUGAAGGAUGUUCCUACCCUUUUAAAUACUUCAACUAGUUGAUUCCCUACCCUUUCAUACACCUAAACCUUGAAAAGGUACCCCUUCUGGAUGGAGCCUCCAUGUAUAGGCCAUCAUAGGGAGUACUCCCCACCCUCUGGGGGGCUGAAACUAAUAGAUAUAGUGCAUUUAAAGCCCAACUAACAAGUGCAGCAUUGAGUAGCACUGAAUGUGAUAAUAAUAUUAAAGGAGGAGAAUGUGACACAAAUCUCUCCACCUCUUGUAUUGUUUUCUUGUAUUUUCCUCUAUAUUAACAAACUGGUUUUAAGACUCAGAUUAUGUAUGGUUAUUACAUUAUAAAUUCUAAAUGGUUAUACCUUGUAACAUAACAUUUCAUUUUCAAUUUUUGCAGUAUGCCCAGCAAAGUGGACAUGAAAGGUGUAAGGAAAUCUUCAGUAUAGUGACCAAGAAUCAUAGACUGAAAUUAGCUGGCAAACAUGGCUGGUCUCAACAAUCCAAGUGUUUAUAUUUGGCAGGAUUUCGCCUUAUAGAUACCAAGGCCUCUUCAAUUUUAAGUGACAUUUGUCUCCUUGUUUACAAACCUGAUUUGAUUCCCAAUUUUCAAGUUGAGGAUGGAGUGGUAGGAGAUUAUGUGGAAACCUCUGCUGUUUUAAACAUUUGCGAAGAUCUCAUCACUUCCCUAAGUGUUUCAGAAGAAGGAAGACAAGAAGCCCAGUGUAUUCAAAGCUGUAUGAAAACAGUAAAUGAAAGUUCAACGUUGAUGUUAAGUGCAGUCCAGUCAUCUUUUCUUUGGAAUGGUAAAUACAAUAUAUUUUUGCAUAAUUUACAUUUUAGUAAAUUUAUGUUUAGGAGACAGCAUGGCGGAGUGGUUGCCAGUUACCUGUGUUCAAAUCCUUGUUUAGUCACUAGCUGCGGUUGUUCUUGCUAUGACCUAAGUUCUAUGUCUCAAUCCUUAAUACAAAGCAAGAUGGCCUUAUCUUACUGAAAUAGGGUGUGUUUGAUUGGCUGUUUCAAGAAAAUGAUAUAUAAAGUAUUAAUAGAAUAAACUCAUCCACUGGGACUUUUGACUUUUGAUUCUAUGUGAUUUCUUGGAAUUUUGACUUGCAAAGGGGUUUUGCCGGAAUUUUGUAUUGAUAUUGACGUUUUCUUUUUAUGAGUAUUUUACUGAAGUUUUGUGUGUAUAAGCUGUUUAUAAGAUUUUAAUAAAGUAUUUUGACAUAUUAAAAAAUAAAUAAAUAAACUCUUCAUUAGAAAUAUCAUUAUUGUUUUGGCAUCCAUUGUAUUGUAUUCUCUAAAAAUCACCUUUAAGUGUUAAUUUAAACAUAUGUUUCGGUACUUAUUGUGGGCCAUAAUGUAAAAAAAAGUUGGUCAGAAGAAAUUGUGAAAGUCAAUAAUAAACCACUGAUCAGUAUUUUUUCAGCAACCAUAUAAUGUAAACCAAAACAUUAAAAGUUUUCAAAAAAUUUUCUCUAUCUUAUUAAAGGAUUAGCAGGCCCUUCUCCUGAUAAUCAAGUUGUUAUUGUUGGCGGAGGUUUAGCAGGCCUUGCUGCCUCAUUGUCGCUGUCUAAGGCUGGGUUUGAUGUGGUUCUGUUAGAGGCUGCUAACUACCUAGGUAGGUUGAUUGUUUUGACCUUUUCUGUGCUUUGAAUAUGCAGUAUUUUACUUAUACCAGUAAUACUGUAAGAAGUAGUUCCAGAAACAGUUUGAAAUUAGUUUCCAAAGUAAGAUACCAUUUUAAAUCCUCUAUUAAGCCCCCUCUCUUAAAAAAGCCUCCCCCCCACCACUUUUAGGUGAAUAAAGUUAAUAAGCCACCCUCCCCCUCUCUUUUAACCCUCCCCUCCCCUCCUAGCAAUGAGAGAUAUUCAUAUUUCUAAUGGGGUGCUUCUUACAAGGUCUAACUUUCGAGUUAUAACUUAAGUAAUAUGGUUCGACUUAUCAGGAGUCAACUGUAAGAACCACCUUAUCAGAAGCUCCCCCAUUAGAAACACUGAUAAAAGUCAAAUGAUUUUAAAGUUUACCAUGGAAUGGGAAUGGCUUUCAUAUUGGGCAAUUCCAGAAAAUAUCCAUACCCAACCACGGACGGCUUCCAUGUUUUAACCCCCCCUUGCCUUCGGAAAUUCCAAAAUGCGCUACCCCCCCAUGCCCUCAGAAUUCCAUAGUCGUGAACCCCCCCUCCCCUUCAGAAUUUCAGGUUUUUUUGGAAGUACAUUUUCGACUUAGCAACACCUAUAAGAACAAACGAACAUGAAUUUAUGCCUCCUCAAGGCUGUGAUCUAGCGGCGCCAGGUGACAAGCUUUACUCUUCAGUGACAAGAAAAACCUACGCUAGUUGCCAGGCCGUGCAAACUCCUUUUUAAGUCCGAAUUUGGCUAUAAAAAUAAACACCACUUAAGGUAAUUUUACUCCUCUUUGUUUUCUUGUGCUGUUUUGACGUUUACAAAGGAAAAUAGCUCAAACAGACUGUUAAAAUCUUUUGGCGGUCAAAUAUACCGUCGAGUCGUGUUGCGUCCUUUUAUACGUCAUGUAGUGCGCACGAAAGGCGUUCUAAUCUGACAGGCAUUCUUGGAAGUGAGGGACUGGUGCGAGUUUUUUACUGUUUAUCGGACGGUUUCGGACGGGAGUAACAAGAAAUUUGCAAGCGGUAUUAAAAGAUACAUUUUCAGUUUUUAUUCACGUGACAAGAAAUUCAUCAAGGUAAAUGUGAAACCAACGUUUUACUGUUCACUUCUAUAAGUUAUGAGCGUAAACACGUGUCUGAUCUAUCGAUGCUUGUCUUCUGCUUCCGCGGUUAUACGUUCGUGGUUUAUUUACGAACUACAAAAGUCCACAACAAUAGCGUUUUCCAGGGACUUACUUUACACUUUCUACUCCAGAAAUCCCACCUGUGGAAUUCCCCCAUACCUUCGGAUUUCAAAUCGUAAAUACCCCCCCCCAUGCCUUCAGAAUUCCAUAAUCGUGAAUCCCCCCUCCCCUUCGGAAAUCCUUAAAGCCGUCCGUGGUAUGGUAUGGAUAUUUUCUGGAAUCGCCCAUUAUGCUAUUCUGCAUCAUUUUAUACAUUUUCAUUUGAUGUCAUCACAGCAUUUGAAUCUGUGUAUAAAAUCAUUCAAGUGAAUUCACAUGUCUUUUGUGGCUUGAUUGACCAUCGUAAAAUGGCGAGCCUCUCUCCAGUUGGAGACAUAAAAAUGGUGUUCCCAAUUAGUUCUUCCAUGCAAAAUACAUUGACACUCAAAUAAAGUGCUUUUUUUUAGUUUGGGCCACCUCGGCUGCCAUUGAUAUUUGGCACAAUAAAUGACCUUAACUGAGACAUUAUAUUUUGUAAUUAUAUAUUUUAAUAGGUGGCAGAGUAAAGCAAGCACAGCCUUUCAAAGGUUUUGGUUCCUUUGAUCUUGGUGGAGAAUUUAUCCAUGGAUCAAACACAGUCGUUAAUAAGCUUGCUCUUGAUAAUGGCUGGCUCGUCCUUCCUGUAAGUACAACAUAUGUACUAGUGACUCUUACUGCCUCAGUUUCUUGGUGCUAUAACCCCACAGAGGGAGAUACCAGUGGCAGGUCUAGAAGAGGUGCCCCCGGGGGUUACUGGGGUAAAUUUUUGCUGGGUAUGUGCCGCUGGCCUCUCAGAGCCCUUACCCCAUUAUAGUCUAUUCUGUGAUCAAUAAUAGAGCCCAUCUUAGUCAGUUAUGGGCAAAUAUGUAAUUUUUGCGAUCCCAGCUAAGUCACUUUCUAUUUUUAUGAAAUUGACCCAUUUUUUAAACUGAAUGAAGAACACUUCAAUUUUCACCUACAGUGCAAACAUUCUGGUACUUUGCAAACCGUAAAUGAAGUAUUGUGUUACCCCAAAAAAUCCGAAAAUGUGCAACCCCAUUCUAGUAACUCUAUGGAAAAUGUGACCCCAUUAGUCAAUCCAGUCAUGAAAAUACCACCCCAUCCAGCAGCACAUUCCCAUUAGCCUCCCCCUCGGAGAUGUGCCCAGGUGAUUUGCCACCCCUUUUUUGGACCAAAAAAGGACCACAAAACCAGCUUAAUUAGGAGAUUUAUCUUCAAUAGCAGGCUCACCUUAUCCAGGGCUCUAAAUAACCUUUUCCAUAUUAACCCUUUAAGCCCCAAGAUCCACAUACAAAUUCUCCAAACUGAUCUCCAUACAUUUGUUUUAAGAAUGGUUCAGAGAAUUUGGUUUAAGAUUGAAGUGUUCUCCCUUUGGUAAUCAGUUUAGUAAUUCUCAUAACCUUUACUCUUGAUGAUCUGCUGAUGAUGUUUGGAGAAAAUUGAUGUUGAUCACUAUUGGGACCUAAAGGGAUAAAGUGGAUGCCAAUGGUGAAAAAAGGCGGCAAUGACGAGGAAAGGGACCUAAAAUCUUAACUGACAGCAAUGGUGCCACAACAUUGCAUGGAGGGGAUGAGGGGGGGAGGGGAAAGGUUCAUUUUCACCUUUGGAAGUCAGUAAAACGUCAGAAAGGCCCUUUAGGGUGCAGUGUCUCAACUAAUUUUGUCGCCAAUUGCAUCUUUUUAAAAUUGAAACCUAUGCCAUUUGUCAAGGCUUGGAUGAGUGCACCCUACCCUCCCCACUACCUCAGUGAUGUUGUUGCCUCUGCGUCCUGCGUCACUGACGCAUAAAAAUCCCCAAAUACACAAAGUAAUUCAUGAUAUAAGCGUUCUGUAGGACGCAAGACCCAUCGAUUGAUGUGAACUUUUGUAUUUGUAGAAACAUCCCAUUUCUGUAAUUUCUGUGAAAGUUAUUAUGGCUGUUGUUUAAUGAUGCAUAUUUUGUUUAGCCUUUGUUGUGCUUUAAAAUAGAAGGACUAUAUUUUAAUUUCGGUAUACUGUAAUACACAGUUUUGGGGUCUGUCUUCAGAUUAACUGUCUGAUUACGUAAAGGCCCAAGCAUUUUCAAUUUCGACUCAUUUGUUCUGGACUAGGACUCAUGAUUGUUCACAAGAUGAGUCCCAGGAUGCACCAUAACUAUUUAUAACAAAAUCACUGCUCAAUGUCUGAAUAUAUGACAGUUGGUCCUCUUGUAUGAUAGUAGCAGAUAAGGCCAAAUGAACCCCCCCCACCACCACCACCCAAAAAAACCAAUCAAACAAACCUAAUCAAAACAAAAGCAUUCCUUAUUUCACUGAAAGUCAAUAAAAGCUAAGGCACUAGAGUCACUAUAACCUUUUGCACCAGACUUUUUAAAAGAUUCAAAACAUCAAAGAGAGUUCAGAAAAUUUGUACACAUGUCUUUAACCCAUUCGCCCUUGGGAAUUUUGGCAAAAGACGCGUUUUGAAGCUAGUCGAGCAGUUUUCUGGUUUCUGUGCUAAAACUUACCAAAAAGCCUUUUGAAGUUCGUUCACUUCGCGGCCCUCUGUACCAAUAUGCAAAAUAAAAGCAAAAUACCGUAAAAUUCCGAAAAUAAGCCCCCCAAACAGGUAACGCAAAAAAUCCUCCGUUAAAUCGCCCCUCCAAAUAUAAGCCCCCCGGGGGCUUGUACUUUUGAAAAUUGCCCUCAAAUACAACGUAAAACAACGCAAAAACGGUAAAUUUACUUCCAACUAUAUGGCUAGCCCAAUCGACUUUGAAACGCAAAUUUCCCUCCGUAGAUAAGCCCCACUGAAUAUAUGCCCCUCCAAAAAUAAGCACCUCAAAAAGGGCCUUGGGAAAAUGUAAGCCCCGGGGUUUGUUUUCGAAAUUUUACGGUAUUAGCUUCCGAUGUAGGAUUAGAUGGAAGUGCAGGUGGGUUGUGGAACAAGACUUUCGUCGGAAUUUUCCGGUCAACUUUACAUGGUUUUUUGCCUUUUCCUCGGGUCUCCUUGACUGAACAGUGCUCAUUCUGGUAUGUUUGAAAUGAUCUCUUUAACCUGCGCAAGUUAAUAGCGGACAAAUUUGUCAUUGACCGCCAAAACUGAUGACGUCACAAGUGAUACAAGGGACGCAGUUACGGGCGGAACAGGGACAAGUGGGUUAAUUAUUAAUUAUUUAUCUGUUGUAAUUUGUUUGGUAUGAAAAUCAAUACCCUUGGUUAAUAAUCCUCAGAUCACAAAUAUAACCCAGCUUGACACCCAGCUUAACUCUAUGAUGGUCGCUAGCUAUCAUUUUAACGUUUCAAAUUUUACUUGUUCCUGAGUUGCAUAACGUUUUUCCUCUAAACCUUGCAGGCAGCCCAAAGUGAAGAUGAAGAAGAAGGUGAAAAAAUUUACUACAAAGGAAAAUUUUACUCUCUGUCCAGCAACCAGCGAGAAAUUAAAGUCGCCAGAGAUACGUGGGAAGAAAUAAUCAGCAGUAGAUACAAUCACCAAGGUAAUGAGGAUGGCUCACUGUCAGAUUCCCUGAAUGACAGGCUCCAGGACAAGAGUUUGCCGCAGGAUAUUUUGGACAUUGUUGACUACUGGAAACUAAGGAUUUCAGCUGGCCCUUUGACACAUUAUGGAGUGCGUGAAGGAAGAAGGAGAAUGGAAUCGAAAUUUGAGUGGGGCCUUGGAGAUUGCAGGUGAGCUCAGUAUUUUGUAGGUCGUACAGUAUGACUUGAUAGUUUGUCUUCGGACAAAGUAAUGGUUGUACUGUGCAAUGUGGUCCUAACUUUUGAAUUCAAGUAUGACCUUGGAAAGGGUGGCCAUUCAAAUUAAAGCUUUUGAGCAGUGCCUUCCUGUGGUACUGUUUAUUGUGCGUCAAGAGGUAGUUUUACUUUUGAGUUUGUGGAUGAAAUCCUAAAGUGUGACCAUUCAACUGAAAGCUUCUGAGCAUUCCUUUCAUGUGUUACUUUUUAUUAUGCUGUACAAGGUGGUUCUAAUUUUUGAGUUUGUUGAUGAAGUCCCUCUCGGGGAGCUUGUCCUUACUUUUUACCUAUGUUUGACACUUCAGACUUGCUGAAUCGUAUUCCCAGCUGGUAAAGUAUUACUUAGAUAACACCACAGAUGUGGAUAAACGACUCAACUGGCAAGUUAAGAAAAUCGUUUGGAAAGGUAAGGAGUAAACAGUCAUCUUUUAGAUAAGUAUACAGUAUGUAUGUUUGAUUCUGUAACUCUUAUUUAGGUUAACUGUUCUUGCUAUGCUUGAAUAUACAAGGUGUGCGAUGUUGAAGUUUUAGGUUAAACUGCAGUGCAUCAGUUUACUUUCACGCACCCGAAAGCGCGCGAGUCUCUAGGCUCGACACACGUGCCUGUUCCGACCCUCUUUGUCCGUUAUCACACUUGUCUUAGAAGUCUGGCUUGAGGACCGUAUACGUUCGAACAAAAGACUAACGACUGUAUUGCAGUCUAAGGUGUUACUGUUAUUCUGAUUAAAAAUGAAGGAAGUAUUACAGAAAAAAACUUGUGAUGUCAUAGACGACGAUUUUUAAUAAUAAUAAUAAUAAUAACAAUAAUAAUGACAAUCUUUAUACAAGAAGCUCACUUCACAAAGAGUGAUAUUCACUGACGCCCUGUAAAACAAUAGAAAAAUAAAUGAUCUUAGAUAAAUCAAUACGUAAUAGUAAUGAUAAGUAAAAAGUUAAGAACAAAAAUUUAACUAAUAUAAGCUACAGGUUAAAAAUGUUAAAAUGUCAGAUAGAUUAAAAUAAAAUAUUAAAGGCUGUAAAUGUUUAAAAUAUACAGCUUUUACUGCUCUGUUUAAAAAGAAGAAGAGCGUUAAUUUCUUUAAAAGAUGCGUCUAAAAAGUUCCAUUCCUCAGCGCAUUGAUAAAAAAGUCUCUGCUUUCCGAAAUUCCUUUUCACGAGAAGAAGACAGUAUGUUUGUGUUAAAACCCUGCAACUUGAAAUAGCCUGCGAAAACAUCCGUUUCUCAAGAGCGAGGAGAAACGGAUUUUUUCGCAGGCUAAACUUGAAAAGACGUCAGAACGUUUUAGAAGACAGUUUAGACUCGUGGUAUUCCCAAAAAUUAAUAAUAAAAAAUUUGAGAUCGAGAAAUGGUACUUUUACAAAAGGUAAGGUCGUUUGAUUGUUUUCAUUUUUCCUCUUGUAACUACUGCGGACUAAGGCUCAGUUCAUACGUCGUGCUUCUGCCAUGCCGACUUAAUUUGUGAAUAAGUUUGACAAAAGCACUGCGGAAGCACGACGUAUAAACUGGGCCUAAAUUUCGGCGGAAAAGUGAUCUAAAAUGUAUAACCGGUCUGGGUAACGCCCGUCAAAGGCUUAGUUUGGGGGUAACUGGCUCCAGGUCAGGGAAGUCUGGUUUAAAACGCUGACAUAACUGUGUAAAGUCGAUUUUCUAUGCAACAUUUAGUUUUGAAACAUUUGCAACUCUCCGCUAAGGCUAAGUGUUUAUUUCACGUUCAGUGAGCGCUAUUUUUUUGCAGAUGAAGACAGGCACAGAUUAAAUGCUGGUGGAAGAAUUCUUUUGAAGAAUCAACACGGGGAAAUUAUAACCGCUAAGUACGUCGUUAUUACUGUCCCGCAGUACAAUCCUCAAAGAUGGGGACAUCACUUUUGUUCCAGAACUUCCCGCUGA
This is a messenger RNA of Porites lobata, 9399 nucleotides long. The record is from the annotation of a GenBank genome assembly. Lineage: Eukaryota; Metazoa; Cnidaria; Anthozoa; Scleractinia; Poritidae.